Messenger RNA from Peronospora farinosa, 315 nucleotides. Lineage: Eukaryota; Oomycota; Peronosporomycetes; Peronosporales; Peronosporaceae. The record is from the annotation of a GenBank genome assembly.
AUGGUCACGACCAAGCAAAUGCAUAACAUGAUUUUGUCUCGACCCAACAGUUGCGAAUUCCGCAGUGGCAUGUCCGUUCAGGAGCUCAAACACUUGACGGCACAGCGUCAGCAUUUCGAGUUCUAUGCUCGCAAUCCUCCACGGGCUGUGGACUCGACUUCUCGCUCAUCGUCGCUGUCUACGUCACCACAAGGCUACAUGGAUCCUUUCAGUCAACGUGGACUUGCGACCGACAAGAUGUUUAUCACGUGUGGUGGACAGGAAGUUAUCUUUAUGGAAGGCGUUGUCAAUGCUCCCAAAGAGGUUUCUAAUUGA